Molecule: messenger RNA, 6904 nt
Organism: Eleginops maclovinus (Patagonian blennie)
Lineage: Eukaryota; Metazoa; Chordata; Actinopteri; Perciformes; Eleginopidae
Gene: gvin1l2
Product: interferon-induced very large GTPase 1
Exons: 5
Coding region: 324-5495 (1723 amino acids)
Molecular function (GO): GTP binding
Source: RefSeq, a predicted model, not a curated record
CCUGAAAGAAAAACACAACCACAGCGGUGGUGAUAGAAAACAUGUGAAGGAUACUUCUUUACCAAGCAAUUUCAUGGAGGAGAGAUAGUUUUAUUACAGUGAAAAACAAACUGAAAUAGGGAGGUGAGUCUUGCUCCAGUGAAGCAUUUCACAAAGAUAAAAGUGUGGACAAACCAGCCUCCUACGUACUUUCUACAAUGAGCAGUCCUCUGAAACAGCAGGAUUCUACAAAGUCCUAUCUGUUGUUUCCAUUGUUGGUGAUGUGGCUGACCAGAGAAGAAAAAGUAAUUUAAAAAGAGGAGAUCAAUUCAGCUGGAUUUAUCAUGUCAGUCAAGUCUCCAAAGUGGCUGAGCAUCAAAAAGAAAAAACCAGAACCUCAAAAGGACAAUGCCCAGGCAGAGGUUCUCAAUAACCUGGGUCUAGAGGCCUUCUGGACUACACCACUUGACCCAGCGUCUUUGUUGGACAUCAGCACUUGGACUCUAGAGAAACAGGUCCCUCUUGAGCCCAAGGAUCUACCAAAUGCCUUUCUCCAACGCUUGUGGCUGUUUAGCAAAGAUGCCAGGAGUCCUUGCUGCAAAUCUCUGCAUGAUGUUCUGAACAAUACCAACAAUUCGCCUGAGAAAAUAAAAAAUGGUUUUGAAGAAGAAAGCCAGUGUGCCGUCAACCCCCUUGAUCUAGUAACAGCAGUCUUUAUGUCUGCCAACACUUUCCUUCAGCAGGAGAUGACUGUGCGCAUGUUGCAAUGCCAGUUUGCUGUGCCCCUGGUCCUUCCAAAUGUAGAUCCAGAAGAAGCAAGUCGCUUCCUUCUCUGGCCUUUGAGAGGCGCUGUGAGCCAAUGGAGGUCUCACUUACCGGAAAAUAACAGAAAGGUCUAUGGGGGGGAUUUGGCAAGUACAUACAUGCCAGUAAUUUCUUGUGUGAGGCUUGGUCACACUGGUGUCUCUAAGUCACAGGUGCUAAACAAUGUAAUAGGUGGACUCAGUUCUUCCUGUGACACAUUUCUCCACAGGGGGAUGGAUGGAGGACAGCUACCCCGAAGACUCUCUAAUGGCCUGGUUGAGAUUGGAUGGUAUCUACCGACUGGUGACACUGUCAAAGAUAUUUUUCCUGUCCCUGUGGUCAUCUCUAACCUCCGUGGUGAUGCCAGUACAAAUGAGAAAUGCCUUAGUCUUCUAUGUCAAGCGUCUUCAGCCGUGGUAGUUUUCUGUGGGAAUAUUAGGGAGAAAGAUAAGCAACUUCUUGCAUCUUGCAAGUAUAUGGCACACAAGCUCAUAUUGAUUGACCUAUCAGAUGCUGAGAACAAUGAUAACAGGGUUGUGGGGUUUGCUGUUCAGAACCUUGAAGAAUACAUGGAGCUUCCCGGAGGAUCAGUGGUGCAAGGUAGAGAUUUGAGUGAAGAGGAACUGGCUAUCAGGCUGUGUGGGUCCUUGAAAGAUCUUUUACCAGAUGAAUUGAAACUUGUGACACUUGAGGCAGCAGCAUCAUUGGCAGAGGAGCUAGGCCUAAAUGUAGAUGAAGGGGCAGUCUGUAAAAAGGCAAUGGCCACAGUGGAGAAAGUGUUGGAAGGUUUAGAUGAGGGAUCUGUUCAAUUUAGAGAGAAACAGCUUCCAUUGCAGGGGUCUUUGUGGAGCAAACUUGCUGAAAUUGAAAAGGAGGAAAGUAAACAAAGAAAGGAAGGAAAAGAAAUUGAUGAACAACUGCAAAAAGAAAAGAAAGACAUCUUGGUAGAGUUGAGCAGCUACAAAAUGACCUCCGCAAUGAAGAUUUUCACAGAUGCGCUUUCAGCAACAGAUAAAGUGGAGAGGACCUAUUUCCUUAGUUGGAUGAAGCUGAGGCUUCGGCUUAAUCAAAUGGAAAAACAAAACAGUCCACAAGAUCUAUUUAAAAAGCUGAAGACAGAGAACAGAGAUGGCAUGCCAGAACAUUAUGAUGACCUCCAAAAUGAACUUAAUGACGACACAGGUGACAGUGACAGUUUCUGCACAGAUUCAACACCUGAGGAAGAAAACACUGAAGAGCAACCUCUGAAUCGUGAACUGCAAGUUUCUGAGCAACAGCUUGAGCUAAGCCAAGGGUUAGUACAUAUUUUGCAAACAUCUGCAGAAAAGAACAUAGAGCUACAGUCACAACAUAAAGAACAUUUUGGGUCGGCAAAAGAUCCAGGCAGAGAGCAUCAGUUGCAUAAGAUGUCAAACAAGGAAGAGAUUCAUGGAGAAGAAGACAUUUCAGAUCAGGUCCUUGAAAACCCAAACUGUAAUUUGGACUUUGAAGAAAAUGGAACCUUCAGCUGUCAACGGAAACAGAUAAAUGAACCGGAGCCGACGCAAGUUGAGUCAGAUUUGACUUCUUCUGCUGAACAACAAAUCUGCCUAGACGUUUCCUUUGCACAUCCUGCAGUCUCAUGUCAACAGCUUUUAGUACCUGAUCAGUCCUCGCUUGGACUUGAGCAUUUUUUGCGUGAGAUGGGCUUAAUUUUUGAACUAACAAACAUCAGUCCUGGGAGUGGGAGCCACAAUGUGUUGCGUCUCCCUAGUUUAGCUACAGACCUUCUUCUAUAUGGGAUUCCCCUUGAACUGAUGGAUGGAAAUGCCUCAAACAUCCCAAUGCACUGGCUGGCAUGUGUCUUUGCAGAGCUCAAACGCUGCCUACCUCAAAAACAGUGCAGGACCCGAGUGCUGACAAUGCUUGGAGUACAUCAUUCUAGGAAUGCUGAGCUUCUCUCUGAAUUAUUUAAGGCAACAUUUCCUGAAGGAAGGAAAAGAUCCACUAAAGGGUUGUACAUGGCGGCCCUGCAUCUCCCUGAUAGGCUAAGAAAGGAAAUGGAAUGUGACUUCCUGCUUCUAAUUGAUGUAGAAGGUCUCUGCUCAGUGUCUCUAGACAACAAAAGAAAUCUGCUGAUCGACAAUGAGAUGGCCACUGUUGCCGCAGGUUUGAGUGAUGUUUUAUUGCAGAACAUCUCUUCAAAUGUCGGCACUGAGUAUGAAACUUACAUCACUGUCAUAGUCAAUGCUCUCCUACGCAUCAAAGAAUGUAGUUCCAUGCCCAUUUGCCAACUCAUGGCCCAGGAUGAAGGAAUAAACAGCUUAUUACAAGCAGCACAGUUAAGACGUGUAUCAGAUAUGCUUCAGACUGAGACUAGGGACAGAGGAACUAACAAUGCGGAUGACCAUUAUGCAAAGACCAAAAGCUGUAUCACCUGUGUCAAAGGGCCUUGGUGGAAUAUGUCCCUCUCUGAACCAAUUGACACACAGUAUAGUGAGACUCUGUUGAAGCUUAAGCAAAACCUGUUUGGUGCAUUGAAGAAGUGUGCAGCUAUGUCUGAAGCCACUGGUCUGCCUGAAUUAAUGAGCCGUUUGUGUGCUGUUUGGGAUGCAGUGAAAUCAGAAUCAUUCUCCACUGGUCUGCAAAAUACUGACAUAGCUUUAGCCUUCUCUUUACUGUGCACAGAGUUUUUCCAGUGGAAGGAUAGUUGCCUGCAACACAUGGAAAGCUGGCUUAAGGGGGCAACAGAGAAAAUAUUCGACACAAAGUCAAAGGCUCUGGACGCUUCAAUCCAAAAUAGCCUUUUGAGCAAACUGAAGGAGGAAGCCAGAGGGGAAGUCAAAACAGAGGUGGACAAGCUAAGAUCCAAAGCAGAUGCCUAUUUGAUGAAAGACAAAGUUCUUGAAAUGAACACAUUCAAGCCAAUCCUAAUGAGCAAUAUGGAUCACCUUCAGGAGGAAGUAACUGAAGAGAUGGUGCAAAGGUUGGGCACAGUCAACGAAAGCCAUUGUUCUUUGACACAGUUGGAAAGAUUUGAGAACUCAUUGGAAAAAGAACAGGAAUCUAAACUGCAUGCACUAGUAGAGAACAGCAAGUCAACUAAAGUUCUCCUUCAAGAUACAGAGCUGGAAGAGGAGUUUGAGGGUGUGUGGAGUAAGACGUUGUCCAACUUUGACUUUAGGCCAUCAGAAACAGAUGAUCUUACUGAAGGAGUGACCAAUAUUUUGAAACAUAAUCUAAUCCGCUGUGGUCUCCAGAAACACAUGAAAAAACUUGAAGUUAUCGGCCAAAAGCAAGCAUCGAGCUUCCAAGUGAAUGAUGAGCACUUUGGAUACCGCAGCAGAUUAAAGCACAUGUUUGAAGACAACAACAGACUGCAGAGGAUAGAAGCUCAACAGCUUGCAUGCAAAAUCAUAGAAGAAUACAAUCAGUUUGUAGCAGAUAAGUCUAGCUUAGCAGCAGAUUUCUCUGACAGCUACAUUACAGAGCUGUUGGAAAGUGUUGAAAAAACCUUAAAAGAAAAAUCUAUGGAAAUCCGAUCUGCCUUUGAAGUGGAUCUGAAAGUUUAUCUCUGUAGCGCUGCAUGCCAAGACUUCCAAAAACUACACAACCGCUAUGCCAAGGACAGCGUGCUAUUGACAACUAUUACUGCAACCAAGAGUAAGUACAUGUCAGAUUUUAUCUACAAGUUCAGGAAGAGAGAUCAGUGCCAGAGGGUGGCUCAAGCAUUUACCUCCAUGGUUGUCAGACCUACAGUGUUGGACUACAUUUAUAGACCACUGGGAAUGCAAAUAGUUAAGGAUAUUCAAGAUAAAGCCCAGCAAUAUCAGUCCCCACGUGCCUUUCAUCAAAGCUUGCUGGAAGAACUAGUGAAGGAAGACCACUUUGAAAGCUUCCUUGAAUAUUUGCUCGACUAUGACAAAUUCAGAGUGAGGAAGAUCCAGGAGAUGGUGGUGGCUCAUCUCUCAGAAUCAUCCAACCUCGGUAUAUGGAGGCAACAGAGACUUGGAGAAAUUGUAGGGAAGAUUGCGGCAGCAGUGAGCCAAACAGCAGAAGGUGCCAGUGGAGUACUAAGUAAUACAAAGCCGCUACUGGAGAGAGUUUGCCUCAUUGUAGAGAAAGAUGGAGAUGUUGAUGUCAUGGCCAGGCCCUGUUUGGACGGCCCUUUCUUCAGUAUAACCACGGAAUGGGAUCGCUUUGUCACAUGUCUAAUGGAGUUACUGGCUGCAAUGAGAUUGGAACUGGCCCAGGAGUUCUCUCAAAAUGUGGAGAUCAUUCAACUUCUUCAGUGCCUCAUAAUUCAGCCCCAAGAUGUCUUGUUUGAAAGAGUAAGAGGCUGCGAUCAGCACUGUCCUCUCUGCAGAGCCCCCUGUGAGCUGCACGAGAUGAGGCAUGAGUUUCACAAGGCUCUGCUCCACAGGCCAGAAGACAUGUUGCCCCAUGACACAUGUAUGACGGAGGGAAACCCAGACAUGAGGAAGGAAAAACAAGACAUAUCUGUAACAUGUAGCAGCCUUGAUUCCCUCUACCCAGACUGGAGCAUCUCCCAUGAGGACCCAAACACUGCAAUCCCAUGUGCUUAUUGGAGGUAUGUGUGGGCAAGGUUCAAUGAGAGCUUUGCAAAGGAAUACAAUCAGGAGCCAGCAAAUAUUCCUGAUGAAUGGAAGGAGAUUACUGAGGAAGCGGCACUGGACAGUCUGAAGGAGGCCUUCUUCACUGGACAAUGCUGAUAUUACGACUGCUCUGUGCUGUACACUCUUAUCAUAUGAUGCACAACAUUUUAUUAACUAAGUUCAGGUUUUAUUUGGUGUGUAAGUAUUUUAUACCUAACAAGGAUGAUGAUGUUUUUAUAAUAGUGGACAGAAAAUCAAGUAAAUGGACCGUUGAUUCCAAACACUGAAAAUAACUGGUGAUCUUGUUCUUGAAUUUUAUUUUUUUUAUCAUUUACUUAACAAGAUAGUGUUCCAUAAAAUACGCCUUCAAAAUAUCACUUUUCACUAUUGAUCACUAUCACUUUGAUCCAAUGACUCCUGACCUGACAAGACAGUGUGUCUCCUUUGUUUUAAAAUGACUUACUAGAUACAGUAUAUCUUUACAUUUUAGUAUCUUUACAUGUUUUAAACACAUCAUGUUGUGACUUCAAGGUAACAUUAAAUAUAUUGCAAAAUUCAAAUAAAACAUAAACAAUUAGAAAAUAAGUGAAAGUAUUAAAAUAACAACAAAAUAAAAACACGGUGCCGUUUGUAUUUCCUCGUUGCUGCAUUUGAAGUGAAACUGUGAUGAAGGAAUCCCUCACAGCUCAGUGCUGAGAUUUAAGAGCAGGGUUUAAUGUUUUUAUUUCUAAACUAACAUGCUACCCAAUGUGUCUAUUCACCUAUCUACUUAUCUAUUUAGCUAUUCUACUUGUACAAUAUGUUUUUAUUCAAUACUAUUCAAUGUUUAACUGCAAUAUGUACAACAGCAAACAUAUGAACAACUGCAUUAUUCCUGACAAAACUGCUUUUCUGAGCAAUACAGUAAACAACAUUGAAAGUGACAGUGACCUACAGUUACUGGACAGAGCUCUUAACAUAGGUGAAGCCUGGCAGUAAAGGUGCCUCUGCUCUUUCCCGCUAAUUCAGUACAACCACGUGACAGCAAGGAUCUCAGGCUGUAUGUGAAGGCUUAAAAGCUCAAUAAUAGGUGCCAGGCUGGCAGCCAGGUAACAAAGUGCUUUGAGAAAGUGUUAAAUGUACCGGCCACUGUAUUUUGCCACUUGCUAUUUAUUGAUGUGCAGUUCAAAUACAGAUAUUUAAGUUCUGUCUAUUUAUUAGCACUCCUUCUUUAUGUCAAAAUAGCUGAAUCACUCAUGCAUUACACACAAACAAGCACACCCGUCUUUUAUUUAUGUACAUGAAUAUGUAAAAUAAUAAUAAUGAAAUAAUGUCAUAUAUAUUAUUGUCCAUAAGUAUAUAAAAGGAAUAAAUGUCUGUAUAGUAUUUAUCUAAGAGGGUGUAAAUGGCUGGUGAUGUGUUUUUGACACACGGUUCAGCUUAAAUGGCGCCUUGGUGUAUUCAUUUUUGUUCGAUUUUUAUGUAUGUGAAUGCAAAUUCCUCGUAUGCGUUAACCUUCUUGGCAAUAAACCUGUUUCUGUUUCUGA